Molecule: messenger RNA, 1245 nt
Organism: Endocarpon pusillum Z07020
Lineage: Eukaryota; Fungi; Ascomycota; Eurotiomycetes; Verrucariales; Verrucariaceae
Exons: 2
Coding region: 1-1245 (414 amino acids)
Source: RefSeq, a predicted model, not a curated record
AUGGCUUCCCAAAUGUUGAGCUUGCCAAUGAUCGUUGUUGGAACACUGCUCUUCGGGCGCACUACAGCCUGGAGUGCAUUCAAUGGGAACUGCACGCUCCCAGCCUCUGAUACAAACUAUGUCGCCAAUCCGAAUGCUCGAGGCACAUUGGGCAUUCUUUGGGAAUGCCUGCUGAUUAUCCUUUUAUGCACCUGGAGCAUUCUACACCUCAACGUCCCUGUUAUUCGACCUGAGCCCAAGACCUUCUUCCGGAAAUGUGGGAGGUUGAUUGAAGACUCCUGGCCCAAAGCCAAAUGGAUGGCCCUUACGAUUUUCGUGCCGGAAUAUAUCAUUGCGAAGGCGCUCACGGACCUACUCGCCGCGAGAAAUGCCAGAAAUCACGGAGUACAGAUAGCCCCUACUGUGACCCAGGCGCAUUUGGCCAAUAUGGGUUACUUCGUCCUCGAUACCAAGGGUCUAAUACAAGAUGUAGCAGAUAAUUCGAGCCAGGAUACGAAGCAGAGGGUGUCCGCAGAGCCCGGCUUCGACCGCGAUAAGUUCUGGGAUGAUUUCUAUACAAACGCUUUCCGGUUGAAGAAUUACCCGCGACUUUGCAAAUCAAAACAGUUCAAGUUACGAUACUGGGCUCUCAAUGUCGCCCAGUGGCACGAGAUCUCCAAGGUAAUGCCCAACUUGGUCGAUUUCCCCGAACUUUCCCAUGCUCAGCUUCAGCAGUUGGGUGGACAGGACGCACUGGUCACAUUACUCGCUCUGGUUCAGAUCAUUUACGUGAUCAUUCAGCUUAUUGUGCGCCAAUCCCAAAAUCUCCCCGUCUCUCAGCUAGAGGUCGCCACGCUCGCCUUUGCUGUAAGUAGCGUUUUCACUUACGCUUUGUACUGGACCCGUCCACAAAAUGUGCAGUCUUUCUAUGUCAUCCAGCCAAACAGAAAGCUAUCCACAGUGGACUUUCAGCGGUUGGUAGAUGCUAUCGACAGAUACCCUUCGGGAUCUCUCUGGCUUGGAGGCGCUGCACCCCGAGUCUUCCCAGAUCUCGGCCCUUCUCCAAUUCCCAAUGACGCUACUGCGCGCAUUGGCAAGGGCUCAACAGGACAGGCUUACGAUUUUUACUAUUCGUCCGCAAUUGCGACGCGCAACUCUACCUCGUCUUCCAUCGCCGCUGUUCCCUUGACCGCCAUGGACAACCAGAAGGGCUACAUUGGGCACAAGGCGGUACAUGAGUCAAUUUCAUCACUCACGCUGCAGUAG